Solea solea (common sole) is the source of this 2227-nucleotide messenger RNA. RefSeq names its product neuronal pentraxin 2a (gene nptx2a). Bases 281 to 1630 code for a protein of 449 amino acids. Lineage: Eukaryota; Metazoa; Chordata; Actinopteri; Pleuronectiformes; Soleidae. The record is from RefSeq and is a predicted model, not a curated record. The transcript is spliced from 5 exons.
GAGCCGAGCGAAACUCCGUUCCCUGCAAACCAAAGUGGAUUUUUAAACGAUAAAACAGCAUCAUACAACUUUUGCUUUUCUUCCAGGGAAGGAAAUAAGAAACCCAGACUUUAAAUCAUCUGCUGAAUGUAAGCGUUUAGGUUUAUUUGUUUAUUUCCAGAAGCGUAUUUUUGUAUAAACUUAGUUUGAUCUUUUUACUUGAGAGAGCUUUAUUCAUCAGUGCUUUGGGGAGUCGUUUGUUUUUGAUAUAUUACGCGGAGUUUGUGAUCCUAUAGUCGGGAUGCUGACUUUAGUGGUUGGACUGCUGUAUCUGGUCAGUGGACGCACAGCUCGGAGCCAGGAUGCCACAGGUAGCCGCUUCGUUUGUAACGCCAUUCCCCCGGGUGCAGAGCCAGGCUGCGGGUAUAUUUCUGCGGGAAACCGCGUCCAAAGCAACAGCCCCGUGGAGGACGAGUUGCGGAACACGAUCAUCCAGCUGCGGGAGACCAUCCUGCAGCAGAAGGAGACCAUCGUGAGCCAGCAGGGAACCAUUAAGGAGCUCAACUCCAAGCUGACGCGCUGCGAGGUGACAGUUGAAGUGUCGCCCCUGGGAAAGUCCCGAGUGCAGGGCUCCAGACGGAAGGACUACGGUAAGAACACGAUGGGCGACCUGCCCCGGGACCCCGGCGAGACCAUAGACCAGCUCGGAAAGACCAUGCAGAGUCUCAAGGGUCGUCUGGAGAACUUGGAGCAACAAAGUGUUCGUCUCCCCAGCACCAACGUGUCAGCUGCAGGUGUCUCUGCUCUGACUCCUCUGCCACCAGAGCUGCGGGAGCUGCUGCGGCAGCGUCUGGAGGCACUGGAGACCCAGCUCCUCCGCAAGGUGGCUGAGCUGGAGGAGGAGAAGAGCCAGCUCUACAAUGAAACAGCGGCCCACCGCCAACGCACUGAGAGUACUCUCAAUUCCCUCCUGGAGAGGAUCACCGAGCUUGAGAAAAGUAAUAACGCCUUCAAGUCACCGGAGGACUUCAAGGUGUCCCUCCCUCUUCGUACCAACUACCUGUACGGCCGCAUCAAGAAAAGCCUUCCAGAAAUGUACGCCUUCACCGUCUGCAUGUGGCUCAAGUCCAGUGCGAGCCCUGGCAUUGGAACCCCUUUCUCUUAUGGCGUACCAGGCCAGGCCAACGAGAUAGUGCUCAUUGAAUGGGGAAACAACCCUAUUGAGCUACUGGUGAACGAUAAGGUGGCGCAGCUCCCGCUGGCAGUGAGUGACGGCCGCUGGCAUCACAUCUGCAUCACCUGGACAACCAGAGAUGGCUUCUGGGAGGCGUACCAGGACGGGGAGCGUCUGGGCACCGGUGACAACCUGGCCCCCUGGCACCCAAUUAAACCUGGAGGGGUAAUCAUCCUUGGCCAGGAGCAGGACAUAGUCGGUGGCCGCUUCGACGCCACGCAGGCCUUCGUGGGGGAGAUGAGCCAGUUCAACAUGUGGGACCGUGUCCUGAGGCCUGUGGACAUCGUGGGUCUAGCCAACUGCUCGGCUUACAUGCCUGGCAAUGUGGUCCCUUGGAUUGACGCUAACGUGGAAGUGUUUGGCGGUGCAAGUAAAGCAGCCCUGGAGAUUUGUGAAGAUCGUGCUUUUGAUUCCUAAAGGAUCUUACAUAAGGAAUCCAGUAUGGUCACUGGGAUUCAGAAGCAAAGUAUUCUGACUGUUGAGUUGCUUCUGUCAAAUCCCAGAGGAAGGCGGUAUCUGCAAUCAUCUUUACAUAUUUAUAUGUUUGCCUGUGUAGUUUAUUGGGCUCACAUCUCGAUGUGUCUAUCCAAAUUAAAUCCUAAAGACAUUACAUGAACGGUGACGACGUGACAUGCUGUCCUUCUGUGUUCCCUCCUCAGUCGAUCGGCUCUCUUUCAACUCCUCUCUGAAAACUGCUCUUUUUCGUUGCAAUCCACACACACACACACACACGCUGACAAUGCUGCACUGUAUCUGUGGUGCAUGUGCGCUCAAACAGACUUUGAUGCACUACGGCGCGCGGCGCUCGUGAGGUACAGGGCACAGUACAUGCUGUGAGCUUCCUCACUGUAUGAGGAGCAGCGAGACAUCAAACCCGCACGUGGAGCGAAAUGAGAUGGAUGCUCACGAGUUCAAACAGACCAGCAGGCGCAUCCCUUGCACUGCUGGUUGUUUUGAGGCAUCCCAACAGACAAGAUUGUCUAACAUGAGUGUGUGUGUGUGUGUGUGUGUGUG